AUGGCCACGCAAAACGACCUCGCCGCCUACUUCCGCAGUCUCCAUGCCCCCGGCAACCCAGUAGUUCUCACGAAUGUCUAUGAUGGAGCAACAGCAUCCCAUAUCGCCAACCAUCCCGCGACUAAGGCCAUCGCAACGGCUAGCUACGCUAUUGCCGCAUCCCAAGGCAUCCCCGAUGAAUGUUUAACACUGUCACAGAAUCUAGCUUCAAUUCGCAUCGUUGCAUCUGUCUUGAAACGGGAUUCAAGUGACAAAGAGUCGACAAAUUCACUUCUUCGAGUUCCCCUGACAGUCGACGUACAAGAUGGCUACGACAACGUGGCCCAGACAGUAAAGGAAAUCAUCAAACUGGGAGCCGUGGGAUGCAACAUCGAGGACUUCGACAAUAAUACCGGCCAUCUUCGGUCACUCCCGGCCGCUGUGAAGCGGAUUCAAUACGCCCUUGAAGCUGCGAGGGAGGUAGGCGUUCCAGAUUUCGUGGUCAAUGCGCGAACAGAUGUUCUAGGGUCCCCGGGAGGAACUGUUCAAGAUGCAAUCGAAAGAGGCAAGGCGUUUCUGGAAGCGGGAGCCUGUACGGUAUUUGUUUGGGGACCCGGAGGGAGAGGCGUUUCCAGUGCCGAGAUUAAGGAGUUGGUUGCGGCAUUGGGAGGGAAGGUCAAUGUCAAGUUGGUGCUGAAGGAUGGAUUCUUGACGGUGCCGGAAUUGAAAGCCAUCGGUGUAGCGAGGAUCAGUGUUGGACCGGAGUUGUGGCGCGCUGCGAUGGGCUCUUUCAAGGACACGGCGGACCGGCUGUUGAGUUCCUGUGAGAAAUGA
Aspergillus tanneri is the source of this 813-nucleotide messenger RNA. Its product is annotated as isocitrate lyase/PEP mutase family protein. NCBI's taxonomy places the organism in Eukaryota, Fungi, Ascomycota, Eurotiomycetes, Eurotiales, Aspergillaceae. The transcript has a single exon. Gene Ontology annotation, molecular function: catalytic activity. Bases 1 to 813 code for a protein of 270 amino acids. The record is from RefSeq and is a predicted model, not a curated record.